Messenger RNA from Oryzias melastigma (Indian medaka), 2330 nucleotides. Its product is annotated as potassium voltage-gated channel subfamily A member 3. The coding region runs from base 364 to 1902 and encodes 512 amino acids. The transcript has a single exon. Gene Ontology annotation, molecular function: protein binding; delayed rectifier potassium channel activity. NCBI's taxonomy places the organism in Eukaryota, Metazoa, Chordata, Actinopteri, Beloniformes, Adrianichthyidae. The record is from RefSeq and is a predicted model, not a curated record. Gene Ontology annotation, biological process: potassium ion transmembrane transport; protein homooligomerization. Gene Ontology annotation, cellular component: membrane; voltage-gated potassium channel complex.
GGACUCAUUCCAUUUGAAGACGGUUGUCUUGCUCUGUUAUCUCUUUCACACCAAAAGAUGACGCGCCGACACGUGGGGUCACGGCGCGAGAUUGGUGUGGAUCUGAUUCCAUCAAGUGUUUGCGCGCGACGCUAAGUGUCAAGUUAAUUUCCGACCAAGGCGGGUGGUGGACGUAUGUCAGACAUAUGCGCGCCGUGGGCGGGUGCGAGUGAGCGCGAGAAACACACGCAGCGUGUGCACAGCCGCGCAGAAAGACAGGUGAUGCUCGAGACGUGAGUUGCGCCCGGCCGCCUCAGCUCUCCAAAGCUGUCAGCUUUGGCUGGGAGUGGCGCGGCGCACUGCUGCCCUCCGAGAACCACCUGUAUGGAUGAGCAGACCUCCAGCGGGAUCCAGGCGUCUCCUCCUCCUCCUGUUGCCCGGACUGAAGACGCAGGUUAUGGCGAGGUGGAGAAGAGCACCAUGACGGUGGAAAACAUGCUGGAGGAGUCCUCCGUGCUGGUUGCGCCUCACCUGUCGGUGGAUCGAUUGGAGCGCAGCCGCCAGGGAUGCUGCGAGAGGGUGGUCAUCAACAUUUCGGGCUUGCGCUUUGAAACGCAACUGAAAACUUUUAACCAGUUCCCAGACACGCUACUGGGGGACCCCAGGAAAAGGAUGCGCUACUUUGACCCACUUCGGAACGAGUAUUUCUUCGACAGGAACAGACCGAGCUUUGACGCCAUCCUGUAUUAUUACCAGUCAGGAGGGCGCAUCCGGAGACCCGUCAACGUACCAAUUGAUAUUUUCUCAGAGGAAAUCAGGUUUUAUCAGCUCGGGGAGGAGGCCAUGGAAAAAUUUCGGGAGGACGAGGGCUUUAUAAAGGAAGAAGAGCGCGUGCUGCCCAAAAAUGAUUUCCAAAAGCAGGCUUGGCUCCUGUUUGAGUAUCCGGAGAGCUCGGGACCAGCCAGGGGAAUAGCUAUAGUGUCAGUUCUGGUUAUUUUAAUUUCCAUUGUUAUUUUCUGCAUGGAGACUUUGCCGGAAUUUCGAGACGAAAAGGACACCACCACGGUGACACCCACUGUCAACGGCACGGCUUCUUACGCGCCAAGCCCGUUCACAGAUCCCUUCUUUGUGAUAGAAACGCUCUGUAUUAUUUGGUUCUCCUUUGAGUUGCUGGUCCGAUUCUUUGCCUGCCCCAGCAAAACUACUUUCUCCAAAAACAUCAUGAAUAUUAUUGACAUCGUGGCCAUAAUUCCUUACUUUAUCACACUGGGGACAGAGUUGGCCGAGAGGCAAACCAACAGCGGCCAACAGGCGAUGUCUCUGGCCAUCCUGAGGGUGAUCAGACUCGUCAGGGUGUUUCGUAUUUUCAAGCUCUCGCGACACUCCAAAGGACUUCAGAUUUUGGGGCAGACCCUCAAAGCCAGCAUGAGGGAGCUGGGUUUGCUUAUAUUCUUCCUGUUCAUUGGAGUCAUCCUCUUCUCCAGCGCAGUUUACUUCGCAGAAGCGGACGACCCAGCAUCCAGCUUCACCAGCAUCCCGGAUGCGUUUUGGUGGGCAGUCGUCACCAUGACUACGGUGGGAUACGGGGACAUGCAUCCCGUGACUAUUGGGGGCAAAAUAGUGGGGUCCCUGUGCGCAAUAGCGGGCGUGCUGACCAUUGCCUUACCGGUACCAGUGAUUGUGUCCAACUUCAACUACUUUUAUCACCGGGAGACGGACGGAGAGGAGCAUCAACAGUACUUGAACUCGGCGAGCUGCGAGCACCUCCCCUCUGAGGAGCUGAGGAGGUCCUGCAGCUCCUCAUCUCUCACCAAGUCAGACUACAUGAUGAUAGAGGAAGGCAUCAACUUCAAACGGCCCAACUUUACCACCGAAAACAAUCAGAACUGCGUGAACAUCAAAAAAAUCUUCACCGACGUGUAAAUGAGCCUCAUGAAAUGUUAAAGCAUGAAGAAACAGUAGGCUUGUAGCUACAGUGUUUUUCUAUGUAGCCAGUCGUGAUGUGUCAGUCCAUAUCUGUGCUGAUGUCCGUUUGAACAAUGCAGUCCAGCUUAGCUGGAGAGAUUAUUAAUAUUAGACAUGGAAAAAUGAUUAUUGCAAAAGUGCAUUGUUGAAACAGACAUUCUCCAGUGAACCGCGUCAUGCAAAAGCCUACAUAUCUUGAUGUCUUAUUGCACAAUUUUGUUGGUGUUCAGGACACGUGAAAAACAAAAAAAGAUAUGUGUCGUGGGAAACAAAAUCAGUUUUGUUGUCAAUUAAAAUGUAAUCCCUAAACUAAUUGAUAUAACCGAAUGUCUGUUUAGGUUAAUAUCAUAAUCUGUAAUCCUGUUCCGCUCCCGUGAUACAACGCA